CAACGAGAAACUUCAAAAGAAAGAAAAAAGAAAAAAAAGUACGGAGGAAACAGCUAAAAUGUCCUCCUACGGCAAAGUCGACGAGCGUGAGCAAGUAAUGCUCGAAGCUCGUCGUAAGUCGAGAAAGAGAAUCGCAAUCAUCGUGGUUUCUCUAGUCGUUCUCGCCGGAAUCGUGACCGGAGCCGUGUUCGGAACCAUGUCUUCCAAGAAGUCAACGACGGUGGAGACUAACGUUAACGAAGACUCAAUCUCCGUUUCCGUUAAAUCCGUUUGCGACGUUACACUACACAAAGACAAAUGUUUCGAAACCGUCGGAUCAGCUCCAAACGCAAGCAGCCUCAAUCCAGAACAACUCUUCAGAUACGCAGUCAAAAUCACAAUCGAUGAGGUCUUAAAAUCUCUCAACGCAUUCUCUUCAACCGCCGACGACAACCCGGCCAUGAAUGCUUGCGUCGAGCUUCUUGACCUGACGAUAGAUAACCUCAACAACACGCUAACGUCGUCUUCAAACGGUGACGUCACGGUACCUGAGCUAGUCGAUGACCUCCGCACGUGGCUGAGCUCAGCCGAGACGUACCAAGAGACUUGCGAGGAGACGUUGGCUGAAUCCAACGAUCCAGAACUGAAGACGUUGGGAGCAAACCAGCUCAAGAACGCAACGGAGAUGACGAGUAACGCCUUAGCGAUCAUCACAUGGCUCGGGAAGAUCGCUGACUCCUUUAAACUCCGGAGGCGUCUGCUUACUGCUGACGUGGCGGUGGACUUCCACGGAGGUAGGAGGUUGUUGCAGAGUACGGAUUUGAGGAAAGUGGCGAACAUUGUUGUGGCGAAGGAUGGCUCGGGGAAAUAUAGAACGAUAAGUAGAGCUUUAAAGGAUGUGCCUGAGAAGAGUGAGAAGAGAACCAUUAUAUAUGUGAAGAAAGGAGUUUAUUUUGAGAAUGUGAAAGUGGAGAAGAAUAUGUGGAAUGUUGUUGUGGUUGGAGAUGGAGAGAGCAAGAGCAUUGUCUCCGGUAGACUCAACGUCGUCGAUGGAACUCCCACUUUUCAGACCGCCACGUUCGCUGUAUUCGGAAAAGGGUUUAUGGCAAGAGACAUGGGCUUCAUCAACACAGCCGGUCCAUCCAAACACCAAGCCGUGGCUCUAAUGGUGAGCGCCGAUCUCGCUGCCUUUUACCGUUGCACAAUGAACGCAUUCCAAGACACGCUUUAUGUGCACGCGCAACGCCAGUUCUACAGCAGCUGCACCAUCAUCGGAACCGUAGAUUUCAUCUUCGGCAACUCAGCUUCUGUUCUCCAGAACUGCAAGAUUCUCCCUCGCCGACCAAUGAAAGGACAGAAGAACACAAUCACGGCUCAGGGACGGAAAGAUCCGAACCAGAACACUGGAAUCUCGAUUCACCGUUGCAACAUCUCUCCGCUCGGUGACCUAACCGACGUUCAGACGUUUUUAGGUCGGCCGUGGAAAAACUUCUCGACGACUGUGAUAAUGGAUUCAUUUUUGCACGGGUUUAUUGACCGGAAAGGUUGGUUGCCUUGGACCGGAGACUCGGCACCGGAGACGAUAUUUUACGGUGAGUAUAAGAAUUCCGGCACUGGUGCGUCGACGAAGAAUAGGGUUAAGUGGAAGGGACUGAGGUUUCUGAGUACGAAGGAAGCGAAUAGGUUUACGGUUAAACCGUUCAUCGACGGAGGAAGAUGGCUUCCGGCGACGAAAGUGCCAUUCAGGUCCGGUCUCUGAGUUUGUUUUCCGGUAACGAGAUUUCCAAUUCAAAUCUCAUAUAGUUUUGGAUAUGUGUAUUUAUAUAUUUUUUAAAUAUAUAUAAUGUAAAUGUUACUAUUAUACUCUUAUAUCAUUGUUUGAUUGAUUGAAUUCAAAUUUCAUUAUUUUAAAACAAUAAGAAAGAUUUAACAUAUUGU
This is a messenger RNA of Thlaspi arvense, 1917 nucleotides long. Lineage: Eukaryota; Viridiplantae; Streptophyta; Magnoliopsida; Brassicales; Brassicaceae. The record is from the annotation of a GenBank genome assembly.